AUGGAGAACGAGCCUGGAAUAGUGUCUCCUUUCAAACGAGUCUUCCUGAAAGGUGAAAAAGGUCGGGAUAAAAAAGCCCAGGAGAAGGUUACGGAGAGACGGCCUCUGCAUACAGUGGUGGUGUCCCUGCCUGACCGCGUCGAACCAGACGUGCUGCUGAAUGACUACAUCGAGAAAGAAGUGAAGUAUUUAGGUCAACUCACGUCCAUCCCAGGGUACCUGAAUCCCUCCAGCCGCACGGAAAUCCUGCAUUUGAUCGAUAAUGCAAAGAGAGCACACCAGCUCCCGGGGCAGCUGACCCAAGAACACGAUGCUGUCAUCAGUCUCUCUGCCUACAACAUCAAGCUGGUGUGGAGGGAUGGAGAAGAUCUCAUCCUCAGGGUCCCCAUCCACGACAUCGCGUCCGUUUCCUACAUCCGAGAUGACUCCUCUCACUUGGUCGUGCUGAAAACAGCUCAGGACCCCGGGAUCUCCCCAAGCCAGAGUCUGUGUGCCGAGAGCUCCAAAGCCCUUACUUCGGGCUCGCUGUCUGAGAGCGGGGUGGUUCCCGUCGAAGCUUGUUGCUUGGUGGUCCUGGCUACAGAGAACAAAGUGACUGCCGAGGAGCUGUGCUCACUUCUCAGCCAAGUCUUCCAGAUUGUUUACACCGAGUCCACGAUAGACUUCUUGGACAGAGCAAUAUUCGAUGGGGCGUCCACGCCGACGCGGCACAUGUCCUUACACAGCGAUGACUCUUCUACAAAAGUGGAUGUUAAGGAAUCUUACGAAACGGAAGCAAGCACUUUUUCCUUUCCAGAAACCUUGGAUGCAGGUGACAACUCCCCCUCGUCCUUCUCCACACAACAGUCUCCGCACGUUAAGACAGUCAGCGAGAGCGAGCUGAGCACCACGGCGACAGAGCUGCUCCAGGACUAUAUGAUGACGCUCCGAACGAAACUCUCUUCCCAAGAGAUCCAGCAGUUCGCAAUGCUCCUGCACGAGUAUCGCAACGGGGCUUCGAUCCACGAGUUCUGCAUCAACUUGAAGCAGCUCUACGGGGACAGUAGAAAAUUCCUGCUCUUAGGUCUUCGCCCCUUCAUCCCCGAGAAGGACAGCCAACACUUUGAGAACUUCCUUGAGACCAUCGGGGUGAAGGACGGCCGGGGCAUCAUCACAGACAGUUUCGGGAGGUACAGGCGGACUCUGAGCACCACCUCCAAUUCCACCACCAACGGCAACGGCGCUGCCGGCAGCUCGGAUGACCAGUCCGUCCCUUCGGAGGAGGACGAGUGGGACCGAAUGAUCUCGCACAUCAGCAACGACAUUGAAGCCCUGGGGUGCAGCAUGGACCGUGAUUCCUCCUGA
Molecule: messenger RNA, 1344 nt
Organism: Nipponia nippon (crested ibis)
Lineage: Eukaryota; Metazoa; Chordata; Aves; Pelecaniformes; Threskiornithidae
Source: RefSeq, a predicted model, not a curated record